Molecule: messenger RNA, 2146 nt
Organism: Sycon ciliatum
Lineage: Eukaryota; Metazoa; Porifera; Calcarea; Leucosolenida; Sycettidae
Product: diacylglycerol O-acyltransferase 1-like
Exons: 16
Coding region: 255-1715 (486 amino acids)
Biological process (GO): triglyceride biosynthetic process
Cellular component (GO): endoplasmic reticulum membrane
Molecular function (GO): diacylglycerol O-acyltransferase activity
Source: RefSeq, a predicted model, not a curated record
UCGCAUUGUUGAACCCCAGUACAGUCAGUCCACUUGAACUGUGCUUUCCUGAUCCCCAGAAAAUUUGUACUGACUGAAUAAGAACAUUGACUUUCAGCUUGGUACAUCGAUCGUGAAGUUCAUGUCGCCACAGACCUAGUGCUAAGAGCUUAGUUAGAGCGCGUGUGAGCCCUGAGAUAGAAGGGUCUCUCUUUGAGGCUGGCAGAGAAUCUUGGUGUUGCCAGACUGGUGACGAUUGCUGAGCAGUCAGAACCAUGAGUGGACAUCGGCCAACUGAGGUCAAGAAGCGGAAAGUUCAGCAUGUCAUUGGAGUACCCAGUCCAACGCCAGAUGCUCCCGAGGAGGAAGAAGUGCGACGCCGGCAAUUGCAUGUGGUACGCGACUCCCUGCUCCAUACCGGCUCUGGAUUUGGCAACUAUCGUGGCCUGCUCAACUGGCUCUUGUUACUACUGAUCCUCUCCAAUUCCCGGCUGGCAUUGGAUAAUCUAAUAAAAUAUGGUAUCUUGAUAGACCCCGUACAAUGGCUGUCUGUAUUCUGGGAGGACCCAUAUCGCUGGCCCUGCACUAUGUUAUUACUUGGCACAUCCGUCUUCGUGCAGAUGAUGUACUGCACUGAACUUCUUGCAGAGAAACGCUACCUGUCCAGCUCUGUGGCCGCCUUUCUCCAGCGCCUGCAGCUGUUCAACCUGCUGCUCUUUCCCUCCGUGGGUGUCAACAUUGUCAAGACGAACCCAUUCGCUGCUAUGUUGGUGAUGGUAACCUACACGGUGUUGUUCAUGAAACUCUGGUCCUACUCUGACGUCAACCGCUGGUGUCGUCUAGAGAGGGAGAAAUCCCAAUCUCCCAAGAAGACCCAGGCUACGAAGAAGCCCAAGGCAAGCUCCAAGUCUGAAGUGGCUGACAAACCAGUCACCGAUGAGAAGGAUCACCCGCUUGUCAAAUACCCUGACAACUUGAACAUCACCGAUCUGUGGUACUUUAUCGUCGCUCCCACUCUGUGUUAUGAGCUGAACUUCCCCCGGUCACCGCGCAUCCGCAAGCGCUUCUUGAUGAGGCGAUCGAUUGAAGUGGUUGUGCUGGGUAAUGUCCUCCUUGGUCUUGGUCAACAGUGGUUGGUGCCAACUAUUAUGAACUCAAUGGAGACUUUCAUUGAAAUGAGCUACAGUCGCAUGGUUGAGCGCAUUCUUAAACUGGCGAUUCCCAACCAUCUCCUCUGGCUAGUAUUUUUCUACUGGUUCUUCCAUGCGUUCCUGAACGUCACUGCAGAGCUACUGCGCUUCGGGGAUCGCCAAUUUUACAAGGACUGGUGGAAUGCUGGAUCAAUGGAACGUUUCUGGUCCACCUGGAACAUCCCAGUGCACAAGUUUGCCAGACGUCAUAUCUACCAGCCGUUGAUGGAAGAAGGCUUCUCUAGGAUCACGGCAACGGUUGUUGUCUUCCUGGUCUCUGCUUUUUUCCAUGAGUUUCUUGUCAGUGUACCGCUGUCAAUGUUCCGCACCUGGGCGUUCAUUGGCAUGGCCUUGCAGAUCCCGACAAGUUUAUUCUGCAGCCAUGUGUUGGGCGGCGGUAACUGGGGCAAUGUGGUCAUGUGGCUGUCGCUCAUCCUUGGCCAGCCCAUCGCCGCCCUGAUGUAUGUGCAUGACUAUCUAAUCUUGCAAGGCCUGCUGGGACCUAAUGCCGCUGUGAACAGCUCUGAUCCAGGUGCUACCAGCUAGCGUCUUGCUUCUCAACACUUGCCUAUGGUCUCUUUUCAAUUUUACAACUUUAGUCAAUCGAUUUUUACUACUUGCACGGUGCCUCGUAUGAAUACUGUCAAACGAUUUUAUAUUUUCAGUCUAGAAUUACUCCUGAUCUGUGUUGCUUGAUGUUGGCGUGUCUGGCCGUCCGUGUGUUAGUUAUAGUGUUCACGGCCUUUUGUGCUUUCUCUGUCUGCCGUCCUGACCUAACUAGUUAGCCACCCGUUACCAGUUGUCAGCCCCGCCGCAUGCUUUUCUUUGCAUCAUCUCUUAGCUCUGUUCUUCCAGAGGUUGUCUCUGUCAGCCCAGCUACAUUGUACGGUCACAGUUCUCUCUGAUGCAUCUAUAUUAAAUUUUUGUUAUAGAUGCACCAAGCCAGGGUGUGCUACAACAGCACUCCAGUACUACGA